CGUUCCACCCUCUUCGGGUAGACAAGGGCCAGAGUAUUCACUCAGGGUAUUCACCUCCAGAGCUCCACAGAUAAACUUUCUUCCGAAUUCACUGUGGGAGCAAACUGAGGCAGUAGGCCAGUGCUCAUCAGAUGAGGUACAAAAGAGACUUUUCACUUGCUCCUGCCCAUUGUGAUAAGCCUCUAAUCACUUGGGCACCGAGUUUUCUGUGGGGCACCCUGCUCUCUUUUUUCCCUUUUAUACUGCCCUAAUUUCUCCUCAAGCAGUCCUUCCCUCCUUCUUCUGCCAUCUUGUUUCCUCAACAGACCUACAGAUCACCAACUGUCUCCGUACCCCCCUCAACCACCACCAUCUCCAAAAACAACACGCAUAACAGCUCGCCAUGAAGCUUCUUACCAUGGCCCGUGCCGUCCUCGGCCUCGCUCUUGCCAUCACCGCCAGCUGCGCUCCUGCUGCUAAGACCUAUACCGGAGACAGCCUGAUCGCCGAGGGGUUCACCGAGGUGUCCGAAGGCGUCUACUUCAGAAACACCCCAACCACCCUUUCUAUCAAUGGGUCUUCAUCUGGCAAUGAACUCGCGGCUCAAACCCAUUUCUGUCAAAUUUCCGACUAUGAGGGCACCACUGGAGACUACUCAGCCAAGGUCGAUGAUUGCUGGCAAGUCUACCGGAACGUUGCCGUAGAUGGCGAGUGGGUCAUCCGCCAAGGUCACCAGAAAGUGGUUGCUUCCUACAGCACCUGCGUGUUCGGUAUCACGGCCCACGGUGGCGCAGACGUCAGGAUUGGCAACGUGGAUGUUCACAGCGCCCUCCUUGAGUCCAUCAGCCAGUUCGCCCGCCAAUACCCCGGGGAUAAUUUCCAAAGGAUCGGCGCUGUGGGUCGCUUCCAGUGUGGUUGGAAUUUUGGCGAUGCUUGUAUCUGGGGGGUCUACGUCCGUUAGAGAGGAGGCAGAUGAACAAAAGUUGGUGUCUUAGGUAGUUUGCAAGUUCAUUUGAGCACAUACCUGCUUUACACCAACAUCCUUUCUCCG
Molecule: messenger RNA, 1030 nt
Organism: Podospora bellae-mahoneyi
Lineage: Eukaryota; Fungi; Ascomycota; Sordariomycetes; Sordariales; Podosporaceae
Exons: 2
Coding region: 383-940 (185 amino acids)
Source: RefSeq, a predicted model, not a curated record